AUGUCUAUCACAUGGCAGCUCGCAGCCAUCCUCAUCGCUGUAACCGUGGUUCGGGACGUCUGGGUUAUCAUCUACCGAUUGUUCUUCCAUCCUUUGGCGAAGGUCCCAGGACCUCUUCUCGCAAGAGCAUCCUUCUUCUACUCCUUUUGUAACCCGGAAAAUCUUGACAAGAUCUACUAUUUUGGAUCGCGGUUCGGCAAAAGCGAAGCCUUCUACGGUGGCUUUGGUAUAGAUAAUGCCACCUUCACCACUCCCGGCCAUGACCUCCAUCGGGUGAAACGAGCAGCUUUAAAUCCUUUCUUUUCGCGCAAGAUGGUCUUUGAGCUAGAAGACGUCGUACAAGAAAAGGCAAAGAAGUUGGUAACUCGGAUGCGAUCGGCGUUCGAGUCUACAGGAUACAUUGACCUGCACCACGGAUUUCGGGGAAUUUCCAUUGAUGUCAUCACCGACUAUGCAUUCGAUGAUUGUUAUGGCUGCUUGGGCAAGGAGAACUUUGGGGCUGAGCUAUUCAAUAUGCUCCGCGAUAUGGGUCCUGCAUUUUGGUUCUUCCAGCAAUUUCCUUUCAUACGAGAUCUGGCUAUUCAGACUCCAUUCUGGCUCGCCAAAUUGAUGAGCAAGCCACUGACAAGACUGAUGCUGCAUCGUGAGCGUUCCAAGUACCAGAUCCUGAAAGUCAAGGAGGCUGUGGAAAGAGGUGAUAAAGUCUCACGAAAAACAGUCUUCCACCAACUCCUUCGACCAGACGCCGCGGAAGGAUACAAAGUGCCCACUAUCGAGGAACUCAAUGACGAUGCCUAUGUCUUCAUUGCCGCCGCUGCUGAUACAACAGGUAACGCAAUGACGAUUGCAGCAUAUAAUGUCGUCUCCAAUCCAAAGAUAUAUGAACGUCUGACAGCAGAGCUGAGAGGGAAGUUUCCAGACCCUGAAGCGAAAAUGGACUUUGUGACCCUUGAGAAAUUACCCUAUUUGACUGCAGUGAUCAAGGAAGCACUUCGAUUGUCAUUCGGUGUCGUUGGCCGACUUCCACGAGUCGUUCCCAAAUCUGGUGCUGAGUUCCAUGGUUACCAUUUCCCAGAGGGAUCUAUCGUGAGCAUGAGCUCGUGGAUGCUGCAUCGAAACGAGGACUUAUUUCCAAACGCAGAGACGUUUGAUCCGACGCGCUGGCAGAACCCUGCCACUUACAGUGCCCUCGAAAAGCACCUCUUCGCGUUUGGCAAGGGCUCCCGGCAAUGUGUUGGGAUGCAACUCGCUUAUUCAGAGCUCUACAUAACCCUCGGUCGAGUAUUCCGGCAAUUCGACGAUUUGAAGACGCGGAAGAAAACCAGAGAAGAGUUAUUAUACGAUGACUACUUCACAUCCUACCAUCCUGAAGCAUACAACAAAUUUAUAUUCGAGCGCGCCGGAUAG
Molecule: messenger RNA, 1407 nt
Organism: Aspergillus thermomutatus
Lineage: Eukaryota; Fungi; Ascomycota; Eurotiomycetes; Eurotiales; Aspergillaceae
Product: cytochrome P450
Exons: 7
Coding region: 1-1407 (468 amino acids)
Molecular function (GO): iron ion binding; oxidoreductase activity, acting on paired donors, with incorporation or reduction of molecular oxygen; heme binding
Source: RefSeq, a predicted model, not a curated record